Molecule: messenger RNA, 1551 nt
Organism: Mollisia scopiformis
Lineage: Eukaryota; Fungi; Ascomycota; Leotiomycetes; Helotiales; Mollisiaceae
Exons: 4
Coding region: 187-1542 (451 amino acids)
Source: RefSeq, a predicted model, not a curated record
AAGAUCAAUGCCAGUACAACUCUUGCUGUGCUUCGAUUUACACAAGGAGUCUUGGAAAUUCUAACCUCCCUCAUGAUCGAACAAUCUUUUUCAUACAUAUAGUGGACUUUGACCGCAUACGCCAAUGGCAUCUCAGGUCAUAGCCUUUUGGCUUUGGCGCCAGCUACUGGCUUUUUUGGUACGAUCAUGCUCGCAUUUGCCAAAGUCUCACUUCACACCAGGCUUUGGGCAUUUUUGAGAGUGUCUUUGAUUGGAGUUGUAUGGCUGACAGGUGUUGUCUUAUUCUUCCGCACGUCUACCAUCGUCGUGUACGACACUGAGUCCACUUACAACGUAACGGCAGGCGUUGGCCCAUUCAAUGGCUCAUAUGUCCAGCCAUUCUUCGACUACCUCCACUCGUUGGCACCUAGCUAUCCACUCCAGACGCUGCCUUAUACCUACUAUGCGGUCUCCUACAAUCUUGUCAUAAAUCCCAUUUUCUCAACCGUGCUGCAGCCUGUUAGCUGCGUACAGAAUCAGACUUCCGGGACUCGCUGCAUGUCAUACCUUCUCAGCGGCGGGUUGGAAAUGGUUGCGCCUCGGACCGUUAGCACCUCAGAAGAUUAUCCGAUGGUGAAGAUCAGCAAGGUGCCAUCAAUGCAGCUCGACUUCGCAGAAGACAUACCGAGUAACAUAUUUUCGGAGGAAGACUGCGAUACCUUUGGAGCAGCGAAUACGAUCAUAGCCUUGCGGCUUUGCCUAGCAGAGGACCAAUUGGAUUAUGGACGGUGGAAUGCAGGUUGCCUUUAUCUCUGCAACUCUGCAGAAAAUGGGACUUUAUGUGAUGCGACAGGGGCUGAUUCGCUACCCAAUAUCACAAGUUCGAUCUCCUUCUACAAACGCCAAGCGACAGUGAUGGCAAUGCGGUCAAAUUACAGCAUCACCAGUAUCUCUGAUCUCAGCCCACCGGAAUCAGUCACAGACAUGGAUUUACCUGCCUACAGAUCUGCUCUUCGCUGGCUUCUCAACUUCACAGCUGAAGGUAUCCCUCCGCCAUCGUCGAUUGUGGAAAGCUUUUGGGGCGCCGAUGACCAGCUAAACACUGGCCCUGCAACGUAUGGUCUCUUGUUGCAAGAAUUUCAGAGUAUCUUAGCGUUUCCGCUUUGGUUUUUUAAUGCCAACAAUUUCGGCAAUAUAGCGUUGAAGAAAAGAACGACAUCAGCCGCGCCCCAAGAGGUUGGGCUACCGGCAGAAUUCUUCACGGUAGCUUCACUUGUGGCACCGUACGCAAAGCUCAAGUUCGACCCAGUAAUGGUUAUCCUUUUUAUUGUGCUCCAAGGGUUGACAAUACUGCUUGUCUGGAGCAUUCUGUUUUGGAUUUGGUUCAGAGUAGGGGUCGACCAGCUACCAAAUGUAUCGUCACAUCCUCAAUUUGACGCGAUGUUCAAAAUCGAGGCGAAAGGAAUGUCGAAAGCGCACACGCAAGAUGAUUUGCUAGAUGCGGAAGGAGGGGAAGCUAUCAAACUCGUCGAUGGGGUAAGAGUGUACAUGAAAGAUAACUGACAGUUCUUU